This is a messenger RNA of Anisakis simplex (herring worm), 228 nucleotides long. The record is from the annotation of a GenBank genome assembly. NCBI's taxonomy places the organism in Eukaryota, Metazoa, Nematoda, Chromadorea, Rhabditida, Anisakidae.
AUGGUUGAUCGAAAACGUGAUCAAGGCAGAGGACAUUCGCAGUUGGUUGUUGUCGGCUUGCAGUCGAAACUAGCUUCUGUCAGUAAACAUUUUCAGAAUGUGCUCGAGCUGAGGACCGAGAAUUUGAAGCAGCAGAAAUCAAGACGUGAGAAGUUCAGUCAAUGUCAGCCAGUGCCUUCAACUCUGCCACCGUCAGUCAGCACUGGCAAUAGUCAGUGUUUGGAAGUU